Molecule: messenger RNA, 468 nt
Organism: Mixia osmundae IAM 14324
Lineage: Eukaryota; Fungi; Basidiomycota; Mixiomycetes; Mixiales; Mixiaceae
Exons: 1
Coding region: 1-468 (155 amino acids)
Source: RefSeq, a predicted model, not a curated record
AUGACGUCGAAAGGGCCAACGAGCGAGACGACAGCGCUGGCGAAAGCCAAGCAGAACGUCUCCUUCCUCAUCAAUCCGUCCAACAAGACCGUCGCACCCACCCGAUUCCGCACCCGAGCCUUACUUCGGACUGUACGCUACAUCGCCGUCUUUCUUUUCUGGCGACUGGUACGCUAUGCAAAGUAUGCAGCCAUAGGUUCAGCCGUCGCUUUUGCAGGAUCUGGCGUACUCGGUACUGUCACCGGUGGCGCUGGCUUCCUGCUCGCUCCCCCGGGCAUCGUGAGCGGCGCUUUGCUCGGGAUCGGAUAUGGCGCUCUCAAGAUCGGCUGGAAAGGGUUCAGGACGGGCAUCAAGCGGGCGCACGAGGGAGACGAGGUGGGCAGUGUGAGAGCUGCAGAGCGAGAGGAAGCAAGAGGCGAACGGACAGCUCGACCUAGAGAUCCAUCGCGUUCAGACCCGUUCAUCUGA